AUACUAUUUGAUAUUCGAUCAACACCAAGAGCAAUUUCUACAAUCACUGGAAGUAAAGAUCUACAGAAUGUUUCCAUUACUCUUCGUAUUCUUCACCGACCAGAUCCAACCAAGCUGCCCAACAUCUAUUUGAAUAUCGGUUUGGAUUAUGCUGACAGAGUCUUGCCAUCCAUCACAAAUGAGGUGCUAAAGGCUGUAGUGGCUCAGUUUGAUGCACAUGAAAUGAUCACUCAAAGAGAAACUGUAUCGCAACGUGUAUCAUUGGCCUUGUCUCAGCGAGCAGCCCAAUUUGGACUUCUCUUGGACGAUAUCUCCAUCACCCACUUGUCUUUCGGACGCGAGUUCACAGAAGCCGUUGAAAUGAAGCAGGUUGCUCAACAAGAUGCAGAAAAGGCUCGGUACCUUGUAGAAAAAGCUGAGCAGAUGAAAAUUGCUGCCAUUACUACAGCUGAAGGAGAUGCACAGGCUGCAAAACUACUUAGCAAGGCAUUUGCCGAUGCUGGAGAUGGAUUGAUUGAAUUGCGAAAGAUCGAAGCAGCUGAAGAAAUCGCUGAUCGCAUGUCAAAGGCCAGAAAUGUCACCUACCUUCCGGGGAAUCAGAACGUCUUGCUCAACUUACCACAUUGA
Messenger RNA from Strongylus vulgaris, 627 nucleotides. The record is from the annotation of a GenBank genome assembly. Lineage: Eukaryota; Metazoa; Nematoda; Chromadorea; Rhabditida; Strongylidae.